Messenger RNA from Dermochelys coriacea (leatherback sea turtle), 6118 nucleotides. It is a transcript of the gene APBA1, whose product is annotated as amyloid beta precursor protein binding family A member 1. The transcript has 13 exons. Lineage: Eukaryota; Metazoa; Chordata; Testudines; Dermochelyidae. The record is from RefSeq and is a predicted model, not a curated record. Gene Ontology annotation, molecular function: amyloid-beta binding; protein binding. Gene Ontology annotation, cellular component: cytoplasm; plasma membrane; dendritic spine. Gene Ontology annotation, biological process: chemical synaptic transmission. Bases 188 to 2662 code for a protein of 824 amino acids.
GAGGGAGCCGCGGCAGGAGGAGGAAGAUGGUGGAGCUGGAGGUGGGAGCCGCUGAAGUGAACGCUCGUUCCCGCCCGCCCGCCUGCGCUGCAGCGCGCUGCCUGCUGAAGGGGCCUGCGCAGACUCCAGCCGAGCCUCAGUAGACAAAAUGUCAAUAGAAUAAGUGGCCUACAUUCCAGACCUGGCCAUGAACCAUUUGGAGGGACCACCUGAGGGGAAGGUGAAUGACGAGCCAGCGAACGGAGAGGUGAACGAGUCAGUGGAGGCUGACCUGGAGCACUCUGAGGUGGAGGAGGAGCAGCAGCAGUAUGCCACUCAUUACCCGAGACAUGCCAAUGGCAGCCAAGAAGGACAGUCUGGGCAGGAGGAGGAGGGGAUGCUAGCUCGGUCAGCCAGUACUGAGAGUGGCUUCCACAAUCACACUGAUACUGCUGAAGGGGAUGUCAUAGCCACAGCAGAGGAUGGCUAUGACACAGACAGAGUUCAGGAAAAUGAGGAUGAGAGCGCCUAUGCAGUGCAGUAUAGACCUGAAUCUGAAGAGUACACAGAAAAUGCUGAGGCAGAGCAUGCUGAGGCCAUUCAGACCCGAACUCUACCUAACCACUUACACUUUCACUCCAUUGAACACGAGGAAGCCAUGAAUGCCGCCUACUCGGGGUAUGUCUACACUCAUGGGCUCUUCCACCGCGGGGAGGACGAACAGUACGCUGAGCCCUACGCCGACUAUGGACUGCAGGAGCAUGUGUAUGAGGAGAUAGGAGAUACACCUGACCUGGAUGUCAGAGAGGGUCUACGGCUCUAUGAGCAGGAGAGGGAGGAAGCGGACAACUAUCGCAAGGAAGCUCUGGGUGCCCGCCUUCACCACUAUGAUGAACGAUCCGAUGGAGAGUCUGACAGCCCUGAGAAGGAGGCGGAAUUUGCUCCCUAUCCAAGGAUGGAUAGUUAUGAACAAGAGGAAGAUAUUGAUCAAAUUGUGGCUGAGGUCAAACAGAGCAUGAGUUCUCAGAGCCUGGACAAGGCCGCUGAAGAUAUGCCAGAAGCAGAGCAGAACUUGGAAUGUGCCCAUACUCCCGGUAGUGGGAUUCUCGAGAGCAAUGGUCAGCUCCCAGCUGGCUCCAAGCCCACAGUGAACUCAGGAGAGUCAGUGCAGAGAUACAGCAAGGAAAAAAGGGAUGCGAUAUCUCUCGCUAUUAAAGAUAUUAAAGAGGCUAUUGAGGAAGUGAAGACAAGGACCAUUCGUUCUCCUUACACCCCAGAUGAACCAAAAGAACCCAUCUGGGUGAUGAGACAGGACAUCAGCCCAACCAGGGAUUGUGAUGAUCAGAGGCCACUAGAUGGGGAUUCUCCAUCUCCUGAUUCCUCUUCACCCCGUGGUGCUGAAUCGUCAAGUAGGCAACAUCACCAAGAUGUCUGUGGUACAGCAGAACCCUCCACUAAUAAAGAGUCCAGAAAAAGUUUGGCUUCAUUCCCAACCUAUGUUGAAGUUCCUGGACCCUGUGAUCCUGAAGACUUAAUUGAUGGAAUUAUUUUUGCUGCCAAUUACCUUGGCUCCACUCAACUCCUUUCUGACAAAACUCCCUCCAAGAAUGUGCGAAUGAUGCAGGCUCAGGAAGCUGUUAGCAGAAUCAAGAUGGCCCAGAAAUUAGCCAAAAGCAGGAAGAAGGCCCCAGAAGGUGAAUCUCAGCCCAUGACUGAGGUGGACCUCUUUAUCUCUACGCAGAGAAUAAAAGUGUUGAAUGCAGACACACAGGAAACUAUGAUGGAUCAUCCUCUGAGGACCAUUUCCUACAUUGCUGAUAUAGGGAAUAUCGUUGUGCUGAUGGCUCGGCGGCGAAUGCCUCGCUCUAAUUCCCAGGACAAUGUGGAGGCAUCUCACCCCUCUCAGGAUGGGAAGAGGCAAUACAAAAUGAUUUGCCAUGUCUUUGAAUCUGAGGAUGCACAGCUGAUUGCACAAUCCAUAGGUCAAGCAUUUAGUGUGGCCUACCAGGAAUUCCUGAGGGCAAAUGGAAUAAAUCCAGAAGACCUGAGCCAGAAGGAGUACAGUGACCUGCUCAACACCCAAGACAUGUACAAUGAUGACCUCAUUCACUUUUCCAAGUCUGAAAACUGCAAAGACGUUUACAUUGAAAAGCAAAAGGGAGAAAUUCUAGGUGUCGUGAUUGUGGAAUCUGGCUGGGGAUCCAUCUUGCCCACAGUUAUUAUAGCCAACAUGAUGCAUGGAGGACCAGCAGAGAAGUCGGGAAAGCUGAACAUAGGGGAUCAGAUCAUGUCAAUUAAUGGUACCAGCUUAGUCGGCUUACCACUCUCAACGUGCCAGAGUAUUAUAAAGGGUUUGAAAAACCAGGCCCGGAUUAAACUGAAUAUAGUGAGAUGUCCUCCAGUAACCACUGUCUUGAUCAGAAGACCUGACCUCCGAUAUCAGCUGGGUUUCAGUGUACAGAAUGGGAUCAUCUGUAGCCUUAUGAGAGGAGGUAUAGCAGAGCGUGGAGGAGUACGAGUGGGCCAUCGGAUCAUUGAAAUCAACGGACAGAGCGUUGUAGCAACACCCCAUGAAAAGAUUGUUCAUGUUCUCUCAAAUGCUGUUGGUGAGAUUCAUAUGAAGACCAUGCCAGCGGCCAUGUACAGAUUGUUGACUGCUCAGGAGCAGCCAGUUUACAUCUAAGGCCAAUACCUCACCUUCACAACAUGCAUGGAGGAUGUUUCUCCUCGUCAGUGGUUGUGUUUCUAGUACUGCAUUUUUGUGUCUGCAGAGACCUCUCUCUCUCUCUCUCUCUCCCCAACAUUUUGCUGCGUACAGGGAAAAAAAUUUCCAUGAGACUUUUUUUGUUGCAUCUUUUUACAAGUUAAGCUUUAUGUAAUUCCUCAUAGAAGAGAAAAAUUAGUUAUUCACAGCUAGUUUAACAAAGGACUGAUUGCACUUCUUCAAGUUCCGUCAUCGGUCAUAUUUUUAUGGCCAUAACUCGACAACACAAAUACAUUAAGUAUUGCUAAAUUAGAAAGCUUGCUUUACAAACAGAUCAAACCACAGGGUAAAGUUCUCCUCUUGGACUCCACAUAGAAGAUUUUUGACUCCAUUAUACUGUUCUCUCUGUGCACACUGAGCAUAACAUUACCAACAAAGAGUUCAACAUACACAGGGAGAGCAGAGAACCAAGGGGAUAGUUUUGCCCUAAAGGAGAAGUUAAAAGCCUAUGAAGAAUGAGUAAGUGAUGUUGUGGUAAAACUCAUAAUUCAAAUGCACACCUUUUAAUUGUCUUUAACGUUUAUUCUUCAGGAUCAUGUAACCUCAAAGGUGGUUUGUAUGUUGCUGAAAUGCGUAAGUGUGUCAUUGUCCUCGCUAGCCCGUACUAGAGGAGGUACUUUCACCAUUUGGUCUCCCAGGUAGUAGAGUCUUUUCCUCACCCAAAAAAUCUUUCUUCAUUUUUAGAUGUAGGAUAUCAUUUAUAUCCCCCUCCCUACUCAGAGGUAGGAGAAUGUUAAGUGGCCUGUAAAUAUACAACAGGAAUUAUAUUUUGGGGGCUUUUGCUGAAAAUCUAAAUUUUUAAAACUCUUAAAUACACAAUUUCUCAUUGGUGUGUGGGGUGUGUGUGUGUGUGUGUAUGUAUAUAUAUAUAUUUAAAACUAUGUGCUUGAUAUUUAUGAAAUUUGAACAAAAAUAGGUCUACAUACAGUUGUAAGUAGUUUUAUUACUCUGAGCCAGUAUUAACAUAUCUUUGGUCCAAAGACUGUUUGUUUACUUUUAAUUACUUUUUUUUUCUUUUGCUCAUGAUCUGGAUAACAGUGGGGGAGGUGGGAUGGGAGUGAGGAGAAAUUAAUUUAUUUGUAAAAUAUAUAUAUAUAUAAGUUAAUCGAUGGUUCUCCAUUUGUAGGACAUUAAAGGGUUUUUAUGUACUUGUACAAUGAAGAAGAGGUUUCAAAAACGUGGUGAUGGAGUGCAUGAUAUCAAGGAUUUGCGUGGUCUAUAAAUUUUGGAGAGUAGAGCGCGGGGAGGAGGGGAAGAAGAUAGUAAUAGUAGUAGUGACUCCUCCCUCCAGAAGGAGAGACCUCUCUAUUCCAUGUACAGUAGUUAUGUUCCAUUAGUCCUGUGUACUCGCAUUUAAACUCGUAUAUAACUGUGAAUUUAGACCAGUUGGAUGCCUUUAAAUUUAUCAAAAGUAGUAGCUUUUGCUGCAUCUUAUUACAACACAAAGAUUUAAUGUGAUGAAAAUACUGGAGCAGGACAAAACAAAAAUCUCAUUCCUUUUUGGGGAGGGAAGGGGGGUGAUGGCCAUUAACAUCAGUGUCUCAUUUAAUGAGGGAUGGUCUGUGCAAUAUAAGCACUGUGGUUGCAGACUGGAGAUGACGUUUGGAAUUGUCUCCAGAGAUUUCAUAGAUUAGAUAUACAUGUGUGUGCAUUUCCGUUAAUAAGUGAGCUGUGAAAACUCUGCCUUUGUCUGAUCACUUAGUUCCGUCUGUGAUCAGGGACCCAAUUUUCCCUUCAAAAACAAUGGACUGAGUGGAGAGAAAGAAGAUAAACUUUUUAUUUCAACUGGCAGCAAAUGCUGGAACUAUUUGAGGGAGAUAGUGGAAUGGUGAGUAAGCAGUUGUAGUAAAUGAAUGAGUACUGUACAAUUAUUUGACGUACAGUAGUUCUUGUUAGAUAAUCAAAUCCCAAUCUCUGGAAUAACAAAUUUUACAAGGGCAUGAUGGUGUUAAUCCAGAUUAGUAUUUACUCUGCCAUCAGACAGAUGCAAAUAGAUUGUGAAUUACUUGUGAGUACAGUUUUUAUGGUCAGGCAUCUGGUUUAUAAAGGUCAUAGGAAGAAUUUUUUUUCAUAACUUCCCAUAUGUAUAGUAAUAUAUGUAAAUAUGAUAUAUACCACGUGUCAUUUAGAAGAUUAUAUACAGUGCAGCCUUUCCAUAAAUUGCCUGUGUGGAAAGCUACUCUUGAAGACAUACUUACCACACUGCUGGUUUCCAGCUUUAACUCCCGUAUUAAUUUUCUGCUUUUGUGGCUCUAGUCAACUCCCGUUGAGGAAUCAAGCCCUCAGUAUGCAAAUGACUAUAGGGCUGUAACAGUGACUGAUCCUUAGAAACUAAGGGCCCUAUCCUGCAAACGCAUGUGUGCUUAACUUUAGGCACCUGAGUAACCCAUUGACUUCAUUGGGACUGCACAUGUGAGUGCCGGAUUGGGACCUCACUGAAAAUGUGAAUUAUUCUAUGACAACAGAUGUAUUGUGAUUUCUGAACAGGGACGGACAGACAGACAGAUAGACUAUGCGCUCCUAAUGUAAACAGUCCCACAAGCUUAGUCUGGAAAGGAAAAGCGUGUUUCAGAAAUACAGUGAACUUAAAAGGGAGAGUUGACACCUCCGUAUUCUGUUGUUUUUUCCAUUGAUGUUUAAAAGAUGUUAGAGCAGCUGUUUAUGUUAGUAUUUUAGAUGAGUAAAAUUGUCCAGGGGUUGAAAGGAAUAACCUACCAUUUUACAUUCCUUCUCUUCCGUGAAGGUCCUGCAAAGCUGUCCCUUCACUGUUUAGUACAAUAUUACUAACUUUUCAGUGUUUACAUUAAGAAUGAAAUGUCCUUUUAUUUUUUUAUUGGUAGGUUUCACACUUAUUCAUUUGAAUCUGUUUAUAAUUUAAGGCUUGGUUUGUAUUUCUUGAGUGCAGAUUUUUUUUUUAAUUUUCUAAAUUAAAUCUGUUUAUGAAGAUGGCGAUGUGGGUGAGAUUUCUUGUAUAUAUUUAGCACAGUACUUAGAAUAUGAAGUUUUACUAUUGUUCUGUAAAGAGGGUGAAUAGAAAUUAUUGUAAAGCGUUGGGAAAAGUAUAGUAUUGUAUUUGUAACAAUAUUGUUCUUUGUAAACACUAAACUCGAUCACUAUAUAUAAAUAUAAAUAUAUAUAUAAAUAUAUGUGAGCCUGGAAUGUUGAUACUGCACAUCUAUUGAAUGUAAUUCCUCUGACUUUUUUUGUCACAGGUCUCUGACCCUCUGUCUGUAACGCAGCUCCAGUGGUUUGAUUGAUUUUUUUAUUUUUAGCCAGCUGUUUUGUUGUGAUGUAUUUACUGUGCUACAUUCCUUUAUUUAAUGGAGCGCUAAUGUCGGUAACAUUUGCAACAAUAAAAAACAAAAACAAAUUGGG